GUGGGCGGUGUUUUUGUUAGGCUUUUUUCGGUGUUAAAUCUCCCAUUUCGGUGCUAGAAAUUGUACAAAAUUCCCAGAUAAAUUGCCCUAGUUUUUAAUCUUUGCUGCGAACAAAACAAGGAGACGAGAAUGUGCUCGCGGACGCGUUGGGGACGAAUCGAUCCCAGUGUACAGGUCAAUCUGCCGUAUGGACCGUCGAGCAGGGUGAUCAAGCUGAAUAACAAAACGCUACCGCGGCGCGUUGAACAGCAGCUCCUACUGAUGGCCUCGCCCUCGCCGUUCCUCAACUUCAUGAACAAGUUCCGCUUGGACGAGAUCCUGAUCAACCACCAGUACAAGGGCGUCUACAGCAUGCGCACAGCGGCGACCAUCACCGAGCUGGCCAACUACACAUGGAACGUGAUGUCCGUCUCUGAUCGCCAGCCGUAUAUCCGGCUGGCCCGGAAGGCGCAGCAGAUUCAGCAAGCUCGAAAGCUGCGCUUUUUAGGCACCAGCAAUCGGCCGGUGAUUAAGAGGGGUUCUUAGUGUACCAUUGUUGUUUGAAGCAGUCUUGGCCCUUGUUUAGUAGCAUAUAGAAAAUUGUUUUAAAUAAAUAGUGAAUCUCCUAA
Drosophila takahashii is the source of this 608-nucleotide messenger RNA. RefSeq lists its product as uncharacterized. The record is from RefSeq and is a predicted model, not a curated record. NCBI's taxonomy places the organism in Eukaryota, Metazoa, Arthropoda, Insecta, Diptera, Drosophilidae.